UAUUUAAGAGUCUUUCCUGUCACACUGGGUUAAUCCUCAUUUGAAUUGAGAGCUUGUCUGAAACGAUUAAAUGUUUUUUGGAAUAUACUUUCAUUUCUAGAGAAUAUAUUUUUUUCCAUUGGAGCAAAUGGGCAGAAACCUCAAAAAUGUUUUUAUUGUGUCUGUGGGAUUUCUCUGCUUGUUUACAGCUUAUGCAAGCCUCCAGGGUCUGCAGAGCAGCCUGAAUUCUGAAGAGGGUCUGGGCGUAGCUUCUCUGAGUGUGAUCUAUGGGGCCCUCAUACUGUCUUCUGUUCUCCUCCCACCAAUCAUCAUCAAAAACCUGGGCAGCAAGUGGACCAUCGUUGCCUCAAUGGGAUGCUAUGUAACAUAUUUCCUUGGCAACCUCUACCCUGGAUGGGCUACACUGAUUCCCACUUCUGUGAUUCUGGGAUUGGGGGGUGCCCCCUUAUGGUCAGCAAAGUGCACCUACCUCACCAUUAGUGCCAACCAGGAGGCAGAAGAAAAUGGCAAAAGGGCCAGGGAUCUGGUAAACCUGUACUUCGGCAUCUUCUUCCUACUCUUCCAAUCCUCAGCAGUGUGGGGGAACCUGAUGUCCGCUCUCAUAUUUGGGCAAGAUCCAGGAAUAGCUGAAAUCACAGAAGAGGACCUGUGGUUCUGUGGCGCAACUGAUAGCUGUGAAUACCCUGGAUCUGCUGUGGGAAACACAACCAGGCCGGCACAGAAUCUGGUCAACACAUUACUCGGCUGCUAUGUCGGUUUUGGGGUCCUUGCCAUGGUUCUGGUGGCAGUGCUUCUGGACAACAUAGACGGGGAUGUGGCCAGGACUUACAGGGAGAAUAGGGAACCACUGGGCAGUGCUGUUCAGGGUACAUUCAGACAUCUCAAGGACAAGAGACAGCUUCUUCUUAUACCACUGACUAUAUACAGUGGAUUGGAGCAGGCUUUCCUCUCUGGAGACUAUAACAAGUACUACGUAACUUGCACGAUGGGUAUAUACUUUGUGGGCUACUCAAUGAUUUGUUUUGGUGCAACAAAUGCCUUGUGCUCCUUGGCCUUUGGGAAGAUGGCACAGUACACAGGAAGAUUUGCCCUAUUCACCUUUGCCGCAGGGAUGAAUUGUGCCUGCAUCAUCGCGCUGUUGUGCUGGAAGCCCCAUCCAGACCAAUUGCCUGUCUUCUUUGUGUUCCCUGCUAUCUGGGCCAUGGCUGAUGCUGUGUGGCAAACGCAGAUAAAUGCACUGUAUGGGGUUAUCUUUCCUGACCAGAGGCCUGCAGCAUUCUCCAACUAUCGUAUGUGGGAGUCCACAGGAUUUCUCAUCGCUUUUGCUUACAGCAACUUCCUGUGUGUGAAUGUUAAGCUGUACAUUUUGAUUGGUGCUCUUUUGGUCUCAUUUGGGCUCUAUGGCUGGGUGGAAUAUGAAGAACAAAAGAAUUCUACUGUGUGGGCACAGAACAUAAAUGCUAACUUUGAAGAGGACAUGGAAGACAGAGAGCUGACUGCCUGAGAUGCCAGGUCUAAUCACUCAGUUGUCCUGAACCAUUCAAUGACCACUGUUCUUUUGAUUAUAGUUAGGGCCAGUGGGUCAUCUCCACCAUGUGACCUGAAGGGAUUUAAACUUUUAUUUCAAUGGUUAUCCUCCAGGGGUCCCCAUAGGCACCCUCAAUGGUAUUGUCAAGUGACUAGUCAUACAAUUGAGUUUCUAAUUGAAACAUUUAUAAAAACAAUUCAUUGAUCUAAUAUGGGGAGAGUCAGGAAGAAAAGUGAAAACAGAUGUAAGUUUAAAUGCUACAAAAAGCAUGUCUUUGAGCCAGUGGUCCUCCUGGUCAUGGAGAGCCACAGGAUCUGCUGGCUUUUGUUGUUGCUCAGC
Molecule: messenger RNA, 1867 nt
Organism: Anguilla rostrata (American eel)
Lineage: Eukaryota; Metazoa; Chordata; Actinopteri; Anguilliformes; Anguillidae
Product: protein unc-93 homolog A-like
Exons: 8
Coding region: 128-1504 (458 amino acids)
Source: RefSeq, a predicted model, not a curated record